Messenger RNA from Opisthorchis viverrini, 2775 nucleotides. RefSeq lists its product as hypothetical. Gene Ontology annotation, cellular component: cytoplasm; nucleus; cytosol. Gene Ontology annotation, biological process: protein deglycosylation; glycoprotein catabolic process; protein quality control for misfolded or incompletely synthesized proteins. The transcript is spliced from 14 exons. Gene Ontology annotation, molecular function: peptide-N4-(N-acetyl-beta-glucosaminyl)asparagine amidase activity. The coding region runs from base 1 to 2640 and encodes 879 amino acids. NCBI's taxonomy places the organism in Eukaryota, Metazoa, Platyhelminthes, Trematoda, Opisthorchiida, Opisthorchiidae. The record is from RefSeq and is a predicted model, not a curated record.
AUGAGUGGAUACAAGGGUAUGAGGCUUCCGUCCGGGUCGGGUUUGUUGCUGUCGUUCAGCGACUUGCGUUCACCCGGAAGGAAGGAGGGAACGGAGAGUGUAGCAGUUCUCAUCGCCCAACGAUAUGUCGUUUCACCUCUUAGUUGCUUUGGUUACAGACGCCGAAUUGCUGAACACCUGAUGACCGCCCCUAACGUAUGCCUGGUCACGUCCACCUCUGAGUUUCACAACCUGUUGGGAUAUUGUGCCGCACAGAACAAACUAGUCAUUAUGGAUUUCUUUGCCGAAUGCUGCCAGUCCUGUCAAUGGAUAGCGCCCUACUUCCACCAGUUAUCGCAAGAUUUUUGGCCACGCGAUGUGCUUUUCGCCAUGGUUGAUUGUAACCGAUCUCAAGAUUUGUGUGUGCAGGAGUUUGUCUCUGUAUUUCCAACAUUUAAAUUGUACAAAAAUAGGGAAUGUGUGGGCACUGUACGCGGUGCAGAUCCAUUAAAAUUGCUUCAGCUACUGAACAAGUAUGCCACAAGUCCUGUGGUUGUGCAACUUCGCCAGUGUGAAGAUGCCCAGGUGCGAAACGUUACCGCCCGGUUGCUGACACACUGCCUGGUGAACCUCCUUUCCACACGAGCUAUUGUUCCGACGGAUACAGAGGAUUUCCAUCAAAUGCCUCGUUAUUUUCCCGGAAUGUUGGAGUGCUUAUUGUUCUGUGGAUAUGCGCAACGAGGUGAUUAUUUGGAGCCACUCCCAGAGUCAUCGAUUGAUAAAAAUUUUGUCCGAAUGAUAUUAGAUCAACUCAGACCCUUUUCCCAUGAAAAACCCGAGGCGGUGGUCCAACCCCAGUCAUCGAGUCAACCACAACCACAGCACGUUCUUCCACCGGUGGAUCAGUUUUACGCGAUCACUUCGUACAAGAUCAGAAUUUUGCGUUACUUGGACCCGGCAGCUCAAUCUCUCGCCCGUAGCUUCUUACCUUUGGAUCAUCUGGUUGAACUGGCUGCGCAUAAGGCUGAAUGUCCUAUCGAACAGGUGAAACCCAGAGAUUUUCUUCACGAAAUGCUCCGCUGGUUCAGGGAAGAAUUUUUCAGAUGGGUUGAAGAUUUUUAUUGUGACAUAUGUAAGGCCAAAAUGAACUUAGCGGAAAUCGCACCUCCUUGGGGGUCAGAAAUUGAAGGUGAUGCUCAAAUGGUGGAGGUCUUUCGCUGUCCAUCUGGCCACUCUGUCCAUCGGUUUCCCCGAUACAACAACCCGGCGACUCUACUGCAAACGCGUUUUGGUCGAUGUGGUGAAUGGACCAGCUGUUUUAUACUGCUUCUUGUGUCUGCUCGUCGUCCCUCGAAUGUGGACGGAGGAAGACCGUGGUUUCCCGCAUGCCGUUACAUUUCUGAUCUGUCCGAUCAUGUAUGGUGCGAAAUCUGGUUGGAAGACCCGGAUUCCGGAGACUAUCGUUGGGUACAUUGCGACCCUAGUGGUGAGGUCGAUCAACCUCUUCUCUAUGAAUGUGGUUGGGGCAAGGAGCUCCAAUACGUAUUUGCUUACACCAUUCCCCCACUCUGCUUCGAUUUUUCUGACCCUCAGUCUCUUCAGGCGGUCGACAUUCAGGACGUGACAUGGAGGUAUACAAGAAAUUUUAAGGAAAUCAUAUCCCGUCGCAAAUAUUUUUCCGAAGGAUAUUUGGCCGCCUACCUGGUCAACAUUCAUCUAACUGCAGUUGCUGCUUGGAACAUGAAGCGUAGUUUGGUCCCUGGGGAUGAUGUUCAAAAUCCCUUCUCAAUGCAUCAGGUAAUACGUGAACUGUGCUCCUUUUUUAAACCUCCCAAAGCACCGGAGCGGCCGUUGCCUGGUCGCAGAACCGGUCCAUUGGAGUGGCGGCGCGCUCGUGGUGAGCUGGGCCCGGGGGGUGUGUCAGCAGAACCCAGUUGGGAGGGCGAUAAUAUUGUUCUUGAACCUUCCACCGAAGAGUUGAAAAACGGCAUGUUCUACCUCAGAUACAACUCUGCCUUGGACAUUUAUCAGCGACCUUUUUUGAAUGAGGGGGAACGUACUUGGACCGGUCAGUCUUCGAAGAAUUCGGAUGAAUUGAUCAAACAUGCAACGGACGCUGGGCUUUCCGGCUGGCGUUCCGUGGCCAAUAGAUGGCGAAAUAUAGACAGAAAGGUGGAACAUGACUGGAAGAUGGUCUAUUUGGCCCGUAAAGAAGGAAGCCCAGCUCAUCAUGAGGGCAUCAUCGAGUGGAAGCUGCGUGUUCCUUCAGAGGAGUAUGUUAUUGGAAAGGUCUCGCUGUUCGCCAAUCUUGUUUCACACUCUGUCGACAGUAUGGCUGUGUUUACUUUGUGUUCUGGGUUUGACACCGAAUCCGCGGAACCGGCCGCAGGUUGUUCUACGGCUACUACCUCUGCUGCAGGAAUCUCUGUUCCUCUCUCACCCGGCUCAGAUCCACUGUUCAGCAUCACGCAGUUCCAAGGAUGUAAACAAAUUGCCCUAAAGGGUCGCCUCUGGACAAAGACUAACUCGGAUGAAGAGCGGAAUCCAGUUGCUUGGCAACAAGCGCAGUUGUUCCGACAAAAGCACAACGAUUCCGGCGUUUGGUCGCUCGAAUGGAAGGUGGAAUUGGUCAGGAAGCAGUCGAACCCGGUAGAACCGUAGUGUUCAGUGUACGGCAGCUCUUUCCAAGUUUAUUCUCUUGCGCUAUUUUACAUGUCCUGGCAGGCUAUUCUCUGUGUUUUAUUCGUAGAACUGAUUGAAUUUUUGUGAUGAAUCGUACCUAUUUUUAUCCUGAAG